This is a messenger RNA of Phytomonas sp. Hart1, 961 nucleotides long. The record is from the annotation of a GenBank genome assembly. NCBI's taxonomy places the organism in Eukaryota, Euglenozoa, Kinetoplastea, Trypanosomatida, Trypanosomatidae.
UCUUAAGAAAAAAAUCCAUUUCUUUAACAGCACACACUAUUUUCAACCCAUUAGAUUUCAAUAUAGACAACAACCAUAUUAUUAUUAUUAUUAUUAUUAUUGUUGUUGUUGUUGUGCACGAUGGCAGAUGUUAACACGUUUCGGGACUUCCCCACCCGUUCGGUUAUUUUCACAGAGCGCGAACGCGUCCUCGAGGCCCGUCGUGCGCUUGUGCAGGAACUUCAGCAAAGCGUCAACGUCCUUCAGCUGGAAAACGACUCCCGCGAGGAGCACCUUCGCCAUGAGCGGCUUCGCUACGCCCAGCGAAAAAGUCUCCAGGACGAAAAGUUGAGCACGAAGGAGGCCCAAAUUCGCACCCAACACGAACGGCUUCAACAGUUCGUCUCGGAAGAGGAGCGCUUGCAAGGGGCUUUGCAGCGGUGCGAGGAGAGUAUUCAGGCCGCCACCGGGGAGUUAGAGCGCCGAAAGGAGUUAGAGAUUAAAGUACACGAGAUUAAGGAUCGCUUGACGCAGAUGAAGUUAAGGCUGGAGGAAAGUGAGGGAAAUUUAAUAAAACUCGAGAGUCGAAUGGAGCGGCAGGCGAUAAUAACGGAAAAGCGCCAUGGGAUGGUUGUGGAUCAAGUGCCCACUAUUUCCCUGCCUCGUCUUGGUGACAAUGAAAGGGGAUUAAGCGUCGAGGAUAUGGCGGGGGAUAGUAUUCUUCUGGUAGAUGAAACACUUUAACUGUUGAGUUCAGAUGUAUAUAUAUAUAUUUUUUCUAGCUCGUUCUCACUUUCAGAGGGGAGAUUUAUAGAUAUUGAUUGUGUUCUAUUUUCCACCAGUGGAUUCAGUUUUUUCACUUUUAGAUUAUGAUUAUAAUUUUCUAUCGCCCUUUUUAGACGUUAGCACCUGCGCACGAAACGCGUUUUUAUUUGUUCUAUUUAUUUACUAUUCUUGUGUUUAUAUUGGACACGAAAGAAAA